GUGUGCCCCCCCCAAACCCCUCGCCGCAGCUGUUGAAGUGGUGCCAAGCAGGUGAAGUCGCAGCUGCACAUUAACGUCACCCUCUCUCUCACCCGCAGCAGCUGCCGGCUCUUCACUAGCUCUGAACACACUUCUUUCUCGCUUCACCCUCUCCACCAACCACAACGCUCGAUCGCACGUCGUGUGGAUCGCACGUCGUUUGGUCGCCUGGUUGAUUGCUGUCGCGUGGGACGCACGAAGCCCACCAAUGCAAGGCUACGCUUGCUCUGUCAUCCUGUUCACUCUCUUCGUAGCAUCCGUUUGCUGCGGGGGGGACCCUUCGAGAGACGAAAGGGAAAGGGAUGAUUAUUCAACGCUUCUUGCUGUAGGAGGAGCUGUAGUGGGAGCGACCGGGGCUGUGAUGGCCGCUCCUGCCGUACUUGCGGCAGCUGGAUUCACAGCAGCCGGCGUGGCAGCCGGAUCGCUGGCCGCGGCGGCCCAGGCAACAAUGGGUGGCGUCGUGGCGAAAGGCAGCCUCUUCGCAUUAUGCCAGAGCUGGGGCGCAGCUGGUCUUCCCCUUGCCGCGAAGGGUGCUGCAGCCACGGUUGGUGCAUGGCUUGGCUUCAAUGCUGUCGACUGAACCAGCUUUGUCACAAUGGUUUCGCUUGUGGCCCAAUAAUGAUGAUGAUGAUGAUGAUGAACCUUCGGCUUUGCUGGCACUCGCCCACAAAGGGGGAUCGGCCAAGAACCGGGCGGCAGGAUCAUCAAUAAAAACGCAAACAAAAUUCAUUGCUUAA
Molecule: messenger RNA, 776 nt
Organism: Rhipicephalus microplus (southern cattle tick)
Lineage: Eukaryota; Metazoa; Arthropoda; Arachnida; Ixodida; Ixodidae
Cellular component (GO): membrane
Source: RefSeq, a predicted model, not a curated record